Molecule: messenger RNA, 1251 nt
Organism: Gloeophyllum trabeum ATCC 11539
Lineage: Eukaryota; Fungi; Basidiomycota; Agaricomycetes; Gloeophyllales; Gloeophyllaceae
Exons: 6
Coding region: 1-1251 (416 amino acids)
Source: RefSeq, a predicted model, not a curated record
AUGCUGCUGCUCCUCCGACCCGAGCAGGAUGUUACCGGAUAUAGGGUGUAUGGUCACUAUUUGGCUGUGGGAAUUGGAGCAUCCCGGGAAGAGCAUGAGCUGUCGGGGCACAACGGUCACGACGGAAAUCGCUCUGCGAUUGGUCAGGAGUCCUGGACGUUUGUGCAUGAUCCUCGUGCAAAUCGACCGAGUUGCUUCCCUUACAAGGAUGGUGGUAAACGCAUCCUUGUUACCUUACGACGUCUUGUUAUCGAAUUUCGCUCGUAUAACGCAUCGCCCGACAUUGCUUGCGUGUUCUCUCCGAGUCGCCUAGGCGAUGCGGAUGAUGCCUGUACCGGCCACAAGGCGUGUCCCCAAUGGACCGGACCGCUGUCGAAACUUCACAACCUCGUCAGCUACACCUUAUGCCCACCGGAGCUCCUGAGCGUCGUGGAGCCCAUGAACUUUGACUUGCUCCUGAGCGUAUCCCUGGUCCUGUCGCGAUUAACGAAGUUGAGGCGCCUCCACAUCGCGGUGAACCUGGACAGCCUCAGUAUAUCCAUUUUCGCGAGCUUGCUUUCGCAAGGACAACUUCGGAGCUUGACCUUUGGAAAGGUGCAAAGCGGUAUGCUUGCAAGUCUUGCCAAAGUGCCCGACGUGGGUCACUCGUUCUCUUUCCUGCGGGAGAUGCACAUCAUGGAAAUGGGUGAGGUGGAUGUAAACGAACUACACGCGUUUCGGCCCCUUCUGCAACAGUUGACUCACCUCACACUUGGCACGGGCCACAAAUUUCCGAAAGAUGUCCUGUUGGAAACAGUGCUCCAUGUCCCUCGUUUGGAAGUGUUGACCGUCUUCUACGAUAACUUCCUGAAUGGCACCGUGGACGCAGCGCACUUCCAGUCGAUCAUACACUCAUCACGGGAAUGCCGUUUGGACUCAUUUCACGAGCUGAUUAUCCAACAUCAAGGUGUCGGGACCGCAUCCCAGUUUUCUGAGCUAUUCUCGUGGAUAGCUGUUAUCUGUGCCGGCUCUCCUCUCAGAUGUCUCGAGAUCCACUCAGAUGACGGGCGAAAAUCAUACUUCAAUCAUGAAAUUUUAGAUUUGCUUCAGGAAAAGCGAGCCACCAUGCGCCGGCUGGUGAUGCCCAGGAUCUUGAUCCGCCGAGAGGUGCUCCGUCCUUUCCUGCAGUGUAUGGAGCUAAAAGACGUUCGAGUGGACAUUGACAGGCCGAAGUGGAUUUGUGCGUUAGACAGAGCUGCACCAUCUACGUAG